UAAGACAAUAGAGAAAGUAACUAUGUUGUCUAGGAUUAUUUAUGAAUUUAUUUGAUUAGUAAUGUUACCAAGUUAAUUUGAUUAAUUCGUGAGAGUAUUAACAUAAAAUCUUUGUUAUUUUAAUCAGUGCAUUUCAACUUCAACUUAUGACUAUUGUGAAUUGUUACAACUAAAUUAGUUCAAGUAGAAACAAUCAUCUAUGGAUACUCCAACUUAUGGUCACAACCCUGUUGAACUAAUGCCGGGGAAGAAAAAAAAUUUAUUGCAAAUCGAUGAUUUUUGGCUGAUAUCUACAUUACAUUCAUACAAUUAUCUUAAUAAUCGUUUUAUAAUUUUCAACUGUCAAUGUUAUCAUAGACACUAUGAUCCAAUCGAUUUCUACGAGAAUAUUUUCAUCAAAAAACAAUCAUAUUUUGCGUGUAUUAUUUCUAAUGAUGACAGCCGCAUACGUCAUAUGUGCUUUCCAAUUAUGCUUGGUUCUAUGAUUGAUUUACACUUACGUCCUCAACAUGAAUUAGAUCCCGAUGUAUUUGGGUGUUUCAUUAUCAAUGGUUCAUUAAAAAUUUUACCUAACUUUCAAACGAAUAACUUAAACUCUUUACAUAUUUAUAGCUAUAAAGAUGAACGGUGUGUCAGGUGGGUCGUAAAAACUAACAGCAAUACAUGCCGCCUAUAUUAUUCUACGGUGAAAUCAGAACAAGUUCUGUGUGAAUUCACCGAAACUUCAAAUUCAGCAAAUACUUCAACUGAUGAUGAUUGUUUCUUUUCAUUCCUAGAGUUUGAUAAAAAUGAUCACAGUGAUACGAAUCGUAAAAAAAAUUUGAACGGAUUACAGAAAGACAAUGAUAAUUGGAUUGACUUCAUCAACCGUGUGAAUCCAUAUAAGUGUAAUGAUAUAACUGUAGAUAAGUACAUUGAUGUAUUUCAGUUAUUAUUGCAAGAUUAUCCACAAAUCGAUGAUUUAGCAAACAAAACUAUUAUUACUGCACCUAUGAUUCUUUAUCGCGUAGUGACUAUGACCAAACAUACAAAAUUAAAACAAAUUUUUGAGAGUGGCAAUCUUUUUUACGUUCUGUCAAAAAAAAAACAUAUGACAUUAAUUAAAGAUUUUGCUAAUAUGUAUUUAAAUAUCGAGGGACAAAAACAUGAUAAAAUUCGAUACAUGUUAGAUCUGACAAAACGUUCGAUCAACCGACAGACAAGAAAUAGCAAAGCUUUGUUAUAUCCACGUGAUGCUGACUAUUUUAUAUGCUAUUUAACAUGUAAGGAAAUGAAAGAUGCAGGUGAGACAAUUAGUUUUGCACAUUAUGUCACUAUCACACUCCCAAUUAAUGAUAGGUUGAUUCAACAAGAAAUAUUCCAGUCGCAUGACUAUGAUACUCCACAUGGUCUCCGCAUAAUUAUUAACGGUUUUUUAACUAACUGUUAUGUUGAUAAUUCUCUAGAUUCUCUAAUUAGCUUCAAACGUCGACUUCCAAUGAUUACAUUUUUUCGCUUAGGUAAUCGAUAUCUAUUUACAUAUACAAAAGGAUAUGUUUUGGUCAAAUAUAGCAGUAAAUAUAAUAUAUUUGUAACACCAUAUGAAGCACAAAAUUUAUUUCCGGAUUGCUUCGAUAAUUAUUCCCAGUUCAGCCGUUUUGGUUGUUUUGCUCGGCAAUUGUCAUCAUCUAUACUAAAGACACCACCACCAAAAUGUACAGUUACUAUUAAUAAUAUACGAGGUGCAUGUAAUGUUCUGAAUAGUCGAUUUAAAGCUCAAGCUUUUCUCACAUCAAUUGGUUAUAAUAGCGCUAUAAUCUAUCAACGUCACGGUGAGAAUGAGUUACUCUCAUCACAUAAGAAAUAUUCAAGAAUAUCAUUAUGUAAAAAGGAUGAUACUGGUGGUGGAGAUAAAUUACUACCAAUUGCUCGAGAAACUCAUAUAGCCUUUGCAUGGUUGAAAUACGCCGAAAGAUUUGACAUAAAACCAAAAAACCAAUCAAUAAUUAACAGUUAUUUUGAAGAGUUAGAUGCAACAAUUUUGAAGUCAAAGCAGUCAGCUAUACCCCGUGACGGUAGUGAAUUUUAUGGUGUUAUUACUGCCAUGAUAGAUCCGAACGCUGAUGCCAGUAAUGAGUUUUACUUACAAUUUUUGAAAAAUGUCUUGCCGAUUAAAUACAUAUUUAUUGACAAUCGUUUUUCUCUUAUUAUGAAUAAUGAUGAAAAUGAAGUUAAUUUGUUACAUCGAGCAACAGUUAAAACUAUUACUAAUAUACCUGAAUACAAGCAAUAUCUCUGGACAUUAAUCAGUAACGAUAACAUGGUCAUACCUCUGUAUAAUUAUACACCAUCAACAUUGGGUAGUAAUGAUAAAAUUUUCAGUUAUUCACCAGAAAUACCAUCAGGUUCACAAAAGGAACCACCACAAAAACGAAAAUAUAAUCGUAAUAGUUACACUAUAACAGCACCUCAAAAACCAUGCAGUAAAUCUUCAAAAACAAAAAGGAUUCAAAAUUCUUCGAUGUUCAAAUCAAUGGAAAUUAUAACAGAUUGCAAAGAUUAUUAUAAUUUAUACACCACUAAAUUAUUCAAUAUAUUAUGUUGCAACGAUUACACAGAUCGUAAUACGAACCAACUAGUGUUGUACUGUGCUUUUGGUGAUGUUGGUGGUGGCUGUAUUGAAGAUGGUAUUAUAUUAGAUGAAACUUUUGUUUCUAAUGCUCCAAAUAAAUUAAUUUCCGUAACAUUAGCAGUAAAAUUUAUGACUCAUGAUAGCGGUUAUAAUGGUAAUGAUAAUAAGUCCAAUAAUUUUCCUAAAAAUCAAUCAGAAAAACCAAAUCCAUCAGAAGAAAAUGAAAUCAAUAUAAAUGCACCUCAAAAAAAUAGAAGAACUUCGAGUAAAUCAUCACAAUCUCUCAAUAUAAAGUAUUCACCUAUAAAUCGUGAAAUAGAUAAAUGCCUUAUCUUUGGAGUGAUAUCAAGCAAUCAAAGAUUACUCACCUUCAAAAGCAAAAAUGUCAACAUUGUAGAAACUAAUUUGAAAACACAUAAUUUUUACGUCAUUUACUGUGUUGAAUUUACUCACUAUAAAAAAACUAUAGAGUCAUACUACAAUGAAAGUACUAACACCUUAAUAAUUCAUUAUCGAUAUAUGAGACCUAUAGGAAUCGAUAUGAAAUUUUGCAACAAACAUGGUCAGAAAGCAAUUGUUUCAUGUGUUCGUGAUUUGAGUUAUUAUCGUGCUUGGACAAAAAGUGGUAAAUGUAUACAUCCACAAGUAUUAUACAGCAUGCAAAGUGUCAUCGGACGGAUGGCUGCUGGUCAAGUGCAUGAAAUGUUAUCUAACGAAGAAUGCGGAUUUAGCGAAAAUGGUGAAGUAGUAGCACCUAUGUCAUUUGUUAUUCAUUCUGUCGAAUCUUCAGUUAAAAGUAAAAUAACAGCAGCAUUAAGAAUAGAUUUAAUGACUCAACAAAAUGGUUUUGAUGCAAAUAUGUGUACUGGGUUAGCUUUAUUAGCAACCACACAACAUGCUGGAAAUUUUACAGACAGCUAUGCCAGAUUGCAUUACCUUAAAGAAUUAUUCAAAUUAAAUGGUAUUAAUUUUGAAUUUUUGUAACCAUUUUGCAUUGAAAUAAGUUCUGCAAAUCGAAUUCCUGAUAAAAACAAUUUUUUCCAAGUG
This is a messenger RNA of Microplitis mediator, 3658 nucleotides long. RefSeq lists its product as uncharacterized. NCBI's taxonomy places the organism in Eukaryota, Metazoa, Arthropoda, Insecta, Hymenoptera, Braconidae. Gene Ontology annotation, biological process: DNA-templated transcription. The coding region runs from base 200 to 3595 and encodes 1131 amino acids. The transcript is spliced from 2 exons. The record is from RefSeq and is a predicted model, not a curated record. Gene Ontology annotation, molecular function: DNA binding; DNA-directed RNA polymerase activity.